UGCCUUCUCCGCGGAGCGGGCGCGGGCUGCGGAGCCCACCGAGAGCGCGGCUGGCCAGUCCCUGCGCGGCCACCUGCCCGAGCCCUGCGAGGACCGCGCGUCCCGCUCGCAGACCUGGCGAUGCCGAGCGGCGCCGCCUGGGCGCUGCUGCUGGCUGCGGCGCUGGGGCUCUGGGCGCACGGGGUGCGCGGCGCCGUGGCCCUCGCCGACUUCUACCCGUUCGGCGCCGAGCGCGGCGACGCCGUCACCCCAAAGCAGGACGACGGCGGCUCGGGGCUGCGGCCGCUGUCGGUGCCCUUCCCGUUCUUCGGCGCCGAGCACUCCGGCCUCUACGUGAACAACAACGGCAUCAUCUCCUUCCUCAAGGAGGUCUCCCAGUUCACCCCCGUGGCCUUCCCUAUCGCCAAGGACCGCUGCGUGGUGGCGGCCUUCUGGGCAGAUGUGGACAACAGGCGUUCAGGUGACGUCUACUACCGGGAGGCCACGGACCCAGCCACGCUGCACAGAGCCACGGAGGACAUCAGACGCUACUUCCCUGAGCUCCCAGACUUCUCUGCCACCUGGGUCUUUGUCGCCACAUGGUACCGAGUGACCUUCUUUGGAGGCAGCUCUUCUUCUCCUGUCAAUACCUUCCAGACGGUGCUGGUCACCGACGGCAAGUCCUCCUUCACCAUCUUCAACUACGAGUCCAUCUCAUGGACCACAGGCACUCAUGCCAGCAGUGGGGGCAACUCUGCUGGCCUGGGGGGCAUCGCAGCCCAGGCAGGCUUCAAUGCGGGCGAUGGGCGGCGCUACUUCAACAUCCCUGGCUCGCGCACCGCGGACAUCGCAGAGGUGGAGACCACCACCAACGUGGGUGUGCCCGGGCGCUGGGCGUUCAGAAUCGAUGAUGCCCAGGUGCGCGUGGGGGGCUGCGGCCAUACAACCUCUGUGUGCCUGGCCCUGCGCCCGUGCCUCAAUGGCGGCAAGUGCAUCGAUGACUGUGUCACCGGCAACCCCUCGUACACGUGCUCCUGCCUCGCAGGCUUCACAGGGCGGAGGUGCCACCUGGAUGUGAACGAGUGUGCUUCACACCCGUGUCAGAAUGGCGGGACCUGCACCAAUGGUGUCAACAGCUUCAGUUGUGAAUGCCCAGCUGGCUUCAGGGGACCCACCUGUGAGUCGGCCCUAUCCCCAUGUGACAGCACAGAGUGUCAAAAUGGCGGCCAGUGCCAGGCGGAGAGUGGCUCUGCAGUGUGUGUGUGCCAGGCCGGGUACACAGGGGCCACCUGCGAGACGGAUGUGGACGAGUGUGGCUCUGACCCCUGCCUAAAUGGAGGGUCAUGUGUCGACCUGGUGGGGAACUACACCUGCGUGUGUGUGGAGCCCUUCGAGGGACCUCGCUGCGAGACAGGAAGCCACUCAGUGCCUGACGCCUGCCUCUCUGCCCCCUGCCAGAAUGGGGGCACCUGUGUGGAUGUGGACCAGGGCUACGUGUGCGAGUGCCCGGAAGGCUUCAUGGGCCUGGACUGCACGGAGAGAAUCCCCAGUGACUGUGAGUGCCGCAACGGAGGCAGGUGCCUGGGUACCAACACUACCUUCUGCCAGUGCCCCCCAGGGUUCUUUGGACUCCUGUGUGAAUUUGAAGUCACAGCCACACCCUGCAACAUGAACACCCAGUGCCCAGACGGAGGCUACUGCAUGGAGUACGGUGGGAGCUACCUGUGUGUCUGCCACACGGGCCACAAUGUCACCCACGCCCUGCCAUCGCCCUGCGACUCAGACCCUUGCUUCAAUGGAGGUUCCUGUGACUCCCACGACGACUCCUACACGUGCGAGUGCCCGCGCGGAUUCCACGGCCGGCACUGCGAGAAAGCCCGGCCACACCUGUGCAGCUCAGGGCCCUGUCGGAAUGGGGGCACGUGCAAGGAGUCAGGGGGCGAAUACCACUGCAGCUGCCCCUACCGCUUCACCGGGAGGCACUGUGAGAUCGGGAAACCAGACUCCUGCGCCUCCGGCCCCUGUCACAACGGUGGUACCUGCUUCCACUACAUUGGCAAAUACAAGUGUGACUGUCCCCCAGGCUUCUCCGGGCGGCACUGUGAGAUAGCCCCCUCCCCCUGCUUCCGGAGCCCAUGUGUAAAUGGGGGCACCUGUGAGGAUCUAGGCAUGGAUUUCUCCUGUCACUGCCAAGCAGGGUACACAGGACACCGGUGCCAGGCAGAGGUGGACUGUGGCCGCCCAGAAGAGGUGAAGCAUGCCACCAUGCGCUUCAAUGGAACUCGCCUGGGCUCGGUGGCUUUGUACACAUGUGACCAUGGCUACAGCCUGAGUGCCCCCAGCCACACCAGCAUCUGCUUGCCGCAAGGUGUCUGGAGUCAGCUUCCCCAGUGCUUAGAAGUGGACGAGUGUCGGUCUCAGCCAUGCCUGCAUGGGGGCUCCUGCCAGGACCACGUUGCCGGGUACCUGUGCCUCUGCAGCAGAGGCUAUGAGGGAGCCCACUGUGAACUGGAGGUGGAUGCCUGUGACCCCAGCCCCUGCCAGCACGGAGGGAGGUGUGAGAACGGCGGUGGGGCCUACCUGUGCGUCUGCCCCGAGGGCUUCUUCGGUUACCACUGUGAGACAGUGAGUGACCCCUGCUUCUCUAGCCCCUGUGGGGGCCGCGGCUACUGCUUGGCCAUCAAUGGGUCCCACAGCUGCACCUGCAAAGUGGGUUUCACAGGCAAGGACUGUGCCAAAGAGCUCCUUCCACCGACGGCCCUCAGGGUGGAGAGAGUGGAGGAGAGUGGGGUCUCCAUCUCCUGGAGCCCACCCGAGGGCCCUGCCACCAGGCAGGUGCUCGAUGGCUAUGCGGUCACUUACGUCUCCUCCGACGGCUCCUACCGCCGCACGGACUUUGUGGACAGGAGCCGCUCCUCACACCAGCUGAGGGCUCUGGCGGCAGGCCGGGCCUACAACAUCUCCGUCUUCUCCGUCAAGCGCAACACCAACAACAAGAAUGACAUCAGCAGGCCUGCAGCCCUGCUCACCCGCACACGCCCCCGCCCCAUUGAGGACAUAGAGGUCACCAACGUGUCAGCUGAUGCCAUCUCAGUGCGGUGGGCUCUGCACAGGAUCCAUCAUGCCACCGUCAGUGGAAUUCGAGUGUCCAUUCUCCACCCUGAGGCCACCGAGGCCCAAUCCACCGAGGUGGACAAGAGCGUGGACCGACUCACGUUUGGGGCCCUGCUGCCAGGAAGGAGAUACACCGUGUGGGUGGCCGCCCUCAGUGGGCCUGGGGGAGCAGAGCAUCCUACAGAGAGCCUGGCCUCCGUGCCACUGCACGUGUGGACACGUCCCCUGCCUCCAGCAAACCUCACGGCUUCCCGAGUCACAGCCACCUCUGCCCAUGUACUCUGGGACACCCCCACUCCAGGCACAUCACUGGAGGCAUAUGUCAUCAACGUGACCACAGGCCAGAGCACCAAGAGCCGCUACGUCCCCAACGGGAAGCUGGUGUCCUACACUGUUCGGGAUCUGCUGCCAGGGCGGCGGUACCAGCUCUCGGUGAUGGCUGUGCAGAGCAGCGGGCAGGGCCAGCUGCACAGCGAGCCCGCACACCUCUACAUCAUCACGUCAGGGUCAGAUGCCGGGGACAGCGUGGCCACUCCCCUUCCUCCCACCUGCUCUGCAGCCCCCAGAGAUGGCACUGACAGACGCUGGCACCAGGGAGGACAUCACCCACGGGUGCUCAGAAACAGACCGCCCCCAGUGCACCUGCCAGAGCUGCGUCUACUCAACACCCACGGCGCCCCCGGAACACCAACCCCGCCCCCGAGCUUCUCGGAGCUUGUGGACGGAAGAAGAAGAAUAAGUGCCAGGUUCGGGGUCCUGCCCAUCACCUCAGCCACAGAGAGACCACAACCCACAACCCCAGUGCCACUCGGGAACACAGAAGAGGCCCCCCAGCAGACCCACGUGGUCCUCCAGCUCCCCAAAGACAGCGACAAGGAUGCUGAAAGCGCCCCUGAGAGCUGCUCAGAAGGUGCCUGUCAGAAUGGAGGCACCUGUGUGCCAGGUGCGGAUGCCCACCACUGUGACUGCGGGCCAGGCUUCAAAGGCAGGCGCUGUGAGCUCGCCUGUAAAAAGGUGCCCCGCCCCUGCACUCGACUGUUCUCGGAGACAAAGUCCUUUCCGGUCUGGGAGGGAGCCGUCUGCCACCACGUGUACAAAAGAGUCUACAAAGUUCACCAAGAUGUCUGCUUCAAAGAGCACUGUGAGAGUACCAGCCUCAAGAAGCCCCAUACAGUUGUUUCAGGAAACAAAGUAACCGUCAAACACUGAAGAAACAAAAGGUACCAUUCCCCUGUGCCCCGAGAGCUGCUGGGAAGAGGGAGAGGGGCCCACCUACCCGGGGCCUCUGAGAGCGCUGCCACUCCCUAGGCCCUGCUAAAGCCUCAGGCCAGGUGGCUUCAGGUCCCUGACUCAGGCCUCCCAGCAGACAGAGCCCGGCCGAGCCACAGACCCAAACUCAUCUCCAGGAGGAAGUGAGGCUCUGGGGUGAGGGCGUAUCCUGCCUUCUCUCAAGGGAACAAGGAGCAGCUGCCACAGGGGCUCACAGAAAGCUGGAAGACCACCCGGCGCCUGGAGGGAGGAGACCACAUGGAGGGAGGCCUGAGGUGCUGAGGAAUUCUGGGGAAACCCCGGAAUGGUAUCAUACUGGAAGCUAAAAUGGAGGCCUUAGUCAAGAAACAUUUGGCAAGUCCUGAAGACGGUCCCCGACCAAGAUGGUCACAGGAGACACUGGAAUUCUAAGCAUCGUGGACUCUGGGAUGGAAGAAAUUUUACCUUUGUUCAAUCCAGCAUUUCCCAAACUCUUUUGGCAAACAAACCCCACCCAACCCCUGCCUCCCUACACGCCACUCUGCUGGCUCUUUCAGAGCACUGGCACUCUUCACAACACUGUGGAGACACCGGGCCACACUACGAGACCCCAUGAAGCUCUCGGCUCCACCUCUCCAAGAGCCCACAGAGCCUGCCUUCCUAGCACUGGGGGACAGGGAGGCUCUGUGGUCAUGGGCCCUUUCAGGGUCCUUACUUCUGGGCUGAGAAAACAGAAUGUCUAAAAAGCCAAGGAGCAUUCCAGCUGGCUCAUACACUGAGGGAAAGACAAGCUCCCCCGGGCCCCCGGGAGACCUCGCAAGCAGCAGGGUCCCAUCUCAGAUGGGACUUCUCUCUGCGAAAGCAGCCGACAGUGCCGGGCUCCUUCCACUCUGGGCACCACCUCCCCUGCUGACUCUGCCUCUAAGGACACACAAACAGACAGUCGAGGGCUUGCGGGCAGUCCAACCCUGGUGAGGUCAAGAGCCCACAUACACCAUCUGGGUGGGAAAUAUCUGCAUGGCAGUAAGUCUCCUGAAAUAUUAUGCAUCUUUUUAAAAGCUCACCUAGCAAACCCAUUUCCAUAGAAACAAAUGAGAAACCCCCAGCUAAUGAUGGAUCACCAGCUGUGGAGCACAUCUGUUCUUAUGACACGCUGGGGCAAACACAAGCAGGAAACAGGAGCACACCACUCAGACGCCGCCAGGAACCACAUGGAGACUCCUUCAACACAGAGCAGCCUGGUGGGUGCCCAGUGGAGGUGGGUGGAGGGGCAGCCACCUGCUGAUGCCAGUCUAAGAACCCAGUGCCCGCUCAGGUUCCCAGGAUGGGCACAGGUCCUCCCCCACUCCAGGCCCUGCCUCCCUGCACUCAGGCCAGGCUUGGGCUCAAAGGGCAGCGGGGAGGGCAUGCCUGGUGCUCUUCUCGUGUCUGGAUCUGUUGAUCCUUCAAAGGACUUGGGACGAGCUCACUACACUCCACCCACCUUAGGAGUUUCCAAAACCUAGGAAGAUGAGCUCUAAAAACUGGAUACAGAAAAGGAUACAGAAACAAGGCCCUGGAUGGGUCAGUUCCCUUUGUGACCUCUGGCCUCAGGCCUCUAGAAAACAGAUGGCCAGGCCUGCACACACACCAGCCCCCAAGAGUCACUGAAGCACCUACGAUCUAGCGCAAGCUAUGGCAUCCCUGAGCAUGGUCUAUCCUCCACGCAGCUGGCCUAGCGGGGCCAUUAACAUCACUUCUGCAGUGCUUAGAAACCAGCCCUCAGAUUCCAGUGUGAGAAAGGUCUCCCGAACCAGGAGGAGGACAGACUUCUACCACAGACGUGGGCAGUGGGGAAGUGGAGACAAGGUGAAUCCUCCUACCUGCUGCACAUCAUUCAUGCUGCAUAUGGUCCAUGCAUUUGGAGGUGGAAGUGUUCAUUACUACUAAAAUGGAGCUUGGACAGUUUCAGGCUGCACUGUGAUUGCAGACUUCUUGUGCAGGGCAGUGAAUGCUUCUGGCUUGCAGAUCAGAGGCUCUGUGGCCACUGCUCAGCUCUGCCUCUGCAGCAUAGCCAUGGAUGUGCAGCUGAAUGUGUGUGGCUGUGCUCCCCUGAAGCUCCACUCAAAAGAAUAGUCACAGGGUGGACCUCUGAUAUGUGAGGUCACCCAGGCUUUGGCCUCAUGUAGUGGAAGCCAUCCCCUGGGUGACAAGUCACCACCAAGGCUCCAAAGACCCACAGAAGACUUACACAGAAAAAAAAAAAAACAAAAAAAAACACCCUCCUCAGAAAGCCAAGGCACACCACCAUGAAGCAGCAAGUUCUUCUCGCCAGUCUGAAGCUAACAGAGGAACGCUCUGGGCAGGCUGGACGAGACCACACGCAGGGGUCCUUUCAGUCCAUGACCAGAGCAGACCUCUGGGGCCUCCAGGUAGAAACACAGCCUACCACACAUCAUAGAGCACGUGUGCGCCCCAGCACCGCCCCACACAGCUGUCUUCUCCCUGCAGUGUGGGCACAACUACAGUAGUCAGGCCCCUUUUCUCAGUGGAGGACAGCCACUCACACAACUAGAAAUGGAGCACAGUCACAUCAUGCCAGAGGCCUCCUUCCUCCUGGGGUCUAUAAAAGCAUUCUUUGAAGAGGUGCAUUUUAGAUUUAACUGAAAUGGUGUGUGCACACCUGUGCACUGUGAAGUUUGCUGUUUUCAGAAGGGAGGAAGAAUGAUUCAAGAAAAACCCUACUGUGCCCUGCAAACAUCCAAGGACAGAUGGCCCCAGACACAGUCAGUCAGAAGCCAGUCCACAGACAUGCAGGCUGACCUCCACUGCAGCACCAGGCCCAUCACUGUCCCUCUACAUGACACCCCAGAUCACUAGGAAAUAGCAGGACCAAGGUCACCCCACGAUAGGAGAUGAGACUUUCUCUACCACACUGAAGACCAAGACCCUUAGCCACCAGCCAGCCAUGACCUGGACCCGGGUGUUAGCUCAGAGUCUUUGUUUCAACAAGAGACAGAGCAGGAUGCUGUGCUGUCACGCUGUCAACCCACAUUGAGGCCACACAGGUGGAGUGUCUGGUAAAAGAAUGUCCCAGUAUUGAGGGGUUACAGUCCACCCAGACAUCCCAGGGAGUGGCCACUGCUGUUCUAAAAUGUCCUUCUUAAGACUAACAUCUUCCUCAGAAACACUUCAAGUCCAUCUCAGCAAAGGUCACAUGGAACCAGAACAGGAAAUCCGAAUGCCGAGGUCACCGUCUGCCACCAGCACUGGGGAUGAGUGGCCCUCUAAUCACACUCAGGCCACCGUCUGCCACCAGCACUGGGGAUCAGCGGCCCAUUUAAUCAUGCUCAGGCUUAGGAUUCUUCUCAGCUCUCAUGGGGCCCAAAAAAGUGAUGGUCACUGGAUAACACAAAGUGAAGAGCAAGCAGCAACCUGGCAGUGAGCACCUGCACUCCCCGCUCACCCACAGCCACAGAUAGCCCUUUCCCCAGAGCCUUCACUCAUGUGCUCCCUGUGGAGACCCAUAGGCCCCUGCACCUUCCUUAGCAGGACCUCCUCCACUAGCAGCUACUGCUUUUCUUUGCAGCCCAGCCCCAUGGUGCGUGGAGAGCACAGGCACCUCCACACCUCAGCACUGAAUCCCCACAACCCAGCCUAGGCCUGCCACGACCCCACUCUGAAGGAGGAACACAGCUAAGUCACCCACCUCCUGCAGUCCUCAGCCAGGCUGCAGCAUGGUUUCUGAGCCUUGGCACUGACACCUGGGGCUGACCAUGAGUGUGGGGCUCCCUGUAUGUCAGGGUGUUCUGCAGCAUCCCUGGCCUCUGUCCAUAGAUCCUAGCAGCACCCUACACCAGGGUCAUGGCAACCAGUAUGUCUCCCAAGACUUCCAGAUGUCCUGAGGAUCAAGGCCACCCCCAGGUAAGCACUGUGGCCUUGAAGGAUUCUCACAUACAUGAGAAGAAUGAGGCCAAGCAUCAGAGGAGUGUCAUGUGACUAAUCAAAUGCCACCAAGCAGACCCAAGGUGCUUUCUGUAGCACCAAUCCUCGCAGUACCCUUACGAAAAGCAACAGAGAACCUUCUAGGAGGCCCUAGUCCUCUGGGCCCCUCUGAGCACUCGCACCAUCAAUGCCAGGCUUCUACCUCAGAGUUUGCCUCACCCCAUUUCCAGCAUGUCACACUGCUCCUCACACCCCUGUUCCCCAGGGUGAUGUCCACACCCUGGGCAUUUGAGGAGCCCUCUGGAACAAAUCCACGAGCAGUCCUGGGCCUGCGCUCUUCUCCUCUGGUCCUCAGAACCUGUUGUCACGCAGUGGGGUAUGACUGUCUCAGCCUGCUCCCCAGCCCCUCCCGAGCCAGCACUCUCCAGACCCUCACUCUGGCAGCAUUAGCAACAGGUCAGAGAAUCAGGCCUGGAGUGACCACCAGGAGCUGGCAGAAAGCCAACAUGACUGAGCUGGAAGGACGGGUCUUCAGAGAUAAGUGCUGCUGCUCUGCGGGCCUGCAGAAGCCGUGCACAAUCCCAGAACACAUCACCAGCAGCGCCUUUCAUUCUGCUAUACACUGAAUGCAACUGAGUAGCAAUGAGAUGUUUUGGAUUAAAAACAGGAGUAUUUUUAUGGAAACUCGCUGCUUGUUUUCAUAAAAUAAAGUGCUAUGAUGUA
This is a messenger RNA of Marmota monax (woodchuck), 8988 nucleotides long. RefSeq names its product sushi, nidogen and EGF like domains 1 (gene Sned1). The record is from RefSeq and is a predicted model, not a curated record. Gene Ontology annotation, biological process: establishment or maintenance of epithelial cell apical/basal polarity; cell-matrix adhesion; heterophilic cell-cell adhesion. The transcript is spliced from 30 exons. The coding region runs from base 121 to 4302 and encodes 1393 amino acids. Lineage: Eukaryota; Metazoa; Chordata; Mammalia; Rodentia; Sciuridae. Gene Ontology annotation, cellular component: protein-containing complex; plasma membrane. Gene Ontology annotation, molecular function: Notch binding; calcium ion binding.